CCAGGCUCCACCCACCGGCCCGGCCUGAUCCUCACCGCCCUGGUUGUCAUGGUGAGCCUGGGCGCUCCAGUGGAGUCCGGAAGUCUCUGAGCAGGCUGUGCAAAGCUUCGCGCCCCGAGAGACUCACGUUGCUAUGGUGAUGACUCCGCGCGGGGCCCUGUGCCAUCAGUUUCUGCGGACUGGAGGAGGGUCCAGACCCCGCCCCUGACGUCGGGAUUCAAGAGCUGCGAGCCAGUCCCGCGAGGCCCGCGCGUUGCUGUAGUGAUUUGCUGCAGCCAGCACGCCGGAACCCGGUCUUUGCAGCUUCGUCUACAGAACACUGGAAGAAUGAGGUCAUCUUGGACCCCUUUGGGGCCCCCUGUGAGCCAGGACCGUAUCAUCACCAGCUUCCCUAAGUGGUACACACCUGACGCCUGCCUGCAGCUCAAGGAGCAUUUCCACAGCCAGGUCAGCACUGCCUGCCAGCGCAGGAACACGGGCACUGUUGGGCUGAAGCUCUCCAAGGUGGUGGUAGUUGGUGAUCUCUAUGUGGGAAAGACUAGCCUCAUUCACAGGUUGUGCAAGAAUGUUUUUGACCGUGAUUACAAGGCCACUAUUGGGGUAGACUUUGAAAUUGAGCGCUUUGAGAUUGCGGGGAUUCCCUACAGCCUCCAGAUUUAUAAAGAAGGACAGAGUCGGUCCUUGUGUGCCAGCCUUGGCUGGGACACAGCCGGGCAGGAGAAGUUCAAGUGUAUUGCGUCUGCCUACUACCGCGGUGCCCAGGUGAUCAUCACAGCCUUUGACCUCACUGAUGUGCAGACUCUGGGACACACCAGGCAGUGGCUGGAGGAUGCACUGAGGGAGAAUGAGGCAGGCUCUUGCUUCAUCUUCCUUGUGGGAACCAAGAAGGAUCUCCUGUCGGGGGCAGCGUGUGAGCAAGCCGAAGCAGAGGCUGUGCACCUGGCCAAUGAGAUGCAGGCAGAGUACUGGUCUGUGUCAGCCAAAACCGGAGAGAACGUGAAGGCAUUCUUUAGCCGUGUUGCCGCCCUAGCAUUCGAGCAGUCUGUACUUCAGGACCUAGAGAAGAGGCCCAGCGCUCAGUCCCAGGUCGGGGACGGAGAUGGAGACCUAAUCCGAAUAGAGGCACCCAAGACCCAGGAGACCAGGAGGCCACCUGGCCUGGGCUGCUGUUAGCUGAGGCCAGCCUCAGAGCCAUCUACUCCCUGCAUACACACGGGGUGACAUGGAGCCCAAACUCUGCAGCAGAUGUGCUUUCAAGCUGGAGAAGGCCUGUGUCUCCGGGGCUCAGCCGUUUCUCUUUGGCCCAGCCCCACUGGCUGCCGGGGCUCCAUAGUGUCUGGCUGGUUAGGGAUGGCCACUGGGGUGAGCCUUCCCUCCAGGGUCUUCAGACAGUCACUGUGGUCUCAAGAGGCUUCAAGACUGCAAUCUCAGGACACUCAGGGCUAGCCCACAUCCCUUACCCGAUCAUAUCUGCAGUCACCCUGGAGCCCUUCCCUGCUGAUCCUAGGUGAGGCCUCUGAACCCCCAUCUCCAUGUUCUAAGCACCAAGACUUGUCAGAGUAGGCGAGUACAACUCACCUGCCAGCCCACCUUCUCUCAUCCAGAAGACAUGGAGUUGUAGGUCUUGGAGCUCAGGACCUAGCUAUCCACCGUCCCUCUGCCACAGAAUUUCAGGACUCUUGAGUUCCGCUGUUUAGCACAAUGGACAAAGUCCCAUCUGGACGCUCUGGCAGAGUCCUGCCUCCAUCCCUGCGAUCCCCCAUGGCCCUGCCCUGCAUGUCAGAAGCUGAAUCGUCAUGACUCUGCCGAGAGAUGACAAUUGCAUGGUGUCCCUCUGGUAACUCAUUCUACAUCCCCAAGCCUAACCCUGCCUUGCACUGUCACCUGUGCCCAUCCCUGCUGACCUACCAUGUGUCUCUCCAACUGUCCUGCAUAUCUCUCGGGACUUUGGCGAUGGUCCACAUAUCUCUGGAGGACUUGGGACAUGCAGACUCUAGCUUCUCUAACCCCUUCCUGCAUAUCAGCAGGAACUCUGCUCCCUACUUGGGUCCAGGGUCUCCCUACCCCCCACCCCUCACCCACUCCAUAUUCCUAUAGCUCUGGGUCUAGACUCAUGCAUCCCUGUCUUACUCCCUCCAUGAGAAGGUGGGCACAGCUGGCAUUCCUAGCUGCUGCUUUACCCCCUAUACAGAGUCUCAUGUAGCCCAUGCUGGCAUCCAACUCUGUAUGUAGCUGAGACUGGCCUUGGCUAUUAUUUUCUCUCCGUCUCCCGAGCGAUGGGAUUACAGACAUGUACCACCAUCCGCAGGAACACCUGCUUCUUAAGGAUGAUAAACAUUUGCAGGCAGCCAUGUUGGUCAGUGCCAUUUUCUAAGUGCCUGGCAUACCACACAUUUCCAUGACUGUUCAUUAACUCAGCGAUGGCCAAACAGCCGAGUACACUGGCAUAUUUUCCUGUUCCAUACCAGCAUUCAUUAGCUUUAUUUUAGUGCUCCCCCCCCCACACACACACACUUCUCUCUCUCCCUCCCCCC
Messenger RNA from Onychomys torridus (southern grasshopper mouse), 2534 nucleotides. It is a transcript of the gene Rab36, whose product is annotated as RAB36, member RAS oncogene family. The record is from RefSeq and is a predicted model, not a curated record. The transcript is spliced from 12 exons. Bases 328 to 1173 code for a protein of 281 amino acids. NCBI's taxonomy places the organism in Eukaryota, Metazoa, Chordata, Mammalia, Rodentia, Cricetidae. Gene Ontology annotation, molecular function: GTPase activity; GTP binding.